This is a messenger RNA of Oldenlandia corymbosa var. corymbosa, 1014 nucleotides long. NCBI's taxonomy places the organism in Eukaryota, Viridiplantae, Streptophyta, Magnoliopsida, Gentianales, Rubiaceae. The record is from the annotation of a GenBank genome assembly.
AUGGCUACUCCUUCAAAGUUCCAAUUCUCCUUGAGUCUUCUUCUUCUUUUCCUAGCUUUAACACCUCUUUCUUUCUCCAUAGUUCCGACUAUGGCUUCCAACCAUCAACUCCAAUAUUGGUCCGAAAAUGUCGUCAACAACAUGCCUAAAGCCAUUGCAUCAAAACUAUCUUCACUGUCCAAAUAUGACACAAAUUAUUUCGCUUCCUUGGUAUCAUCAAACCAAAGAUUCUCUUUUGAUUAUGCAAAUUUCUGCUCCAAGGCUAAGUUAUUCUGCUCAUCAACAUCGAAUCAGACCCCUCAAAAACUUAGCAAUGGAUACAACUCAUACUCUAACAAUAGACAUGCCUCAAAUGACGCUGACCCAAACUCUUUCUUUAGGCAGUCAAUCCUCAAAAAUGGGAACAAAAUCCAGCUACCAAAUUUGAAUGAUCGAAUCCCUUUUCGUGCAUUUCUUCCUUCUCAAAUUGCAUCAAAGAUAUCAACCACUGACUCUAAUGAACUUCAAAAAAUGUUUCCGGAGUCAUUCACUUCCCCUUCCACAAAAGAAGCCAUUGAAAGUAGCAUUUUGUAUUGUAGCUCUGCCAGCUUGAAGGGUGAGAUUAAAUCCUGUCCUAAUUCGCUUGAGGAAAUGAUAGAAUUCUCCAAGAAAUCUUUGGGUGUAAAGAAACUGCUUGCAUUAACUAGUCAAAGCUCGAAAGGGUCGAAACAGGAGCUUGAGAUUCAAAACAUCAAACAAUUUCAUUCCGAAAAAGUUGUGUCAUGUCAUGAAGUUUUCUAUCCAUUUGCUACUUACUUUUGUCAUGUGCUCUCCUCUACUCGACUCUACGCCGUCGAUGUCAUCGAUCCGGCGACCAAAGCUCCCGUGAACAGAAUCCUUGCAAUAUGUCACAUGGAUACGUCGGAAUGGCCGUCGGAACAUGUGGCGUUUAAGAUUUUGAAGUUUUCUCCGGGACGUGGCGAGGCGUGCCACUGGUUCAGUCAAAUUGAUCUUGUUUGGUUGGGAACUAUUUAA